AUGCAGAACACACCACAAGGAUGCAAUCUUAGGAAAGCGAAAAAAAGAGAACAGAAUUGUCGCUAUUAUGCACAACAUAGAGAACAAAUCUCUAAAAAGCGUCGCCUGGAGCGAAUGAAACACAAAAUGCUCUUGCCUACACCUCCACCAUGCAACACCCCACAGAUGAUCAAUUCAGAUUCGCCUAUUUUGAAUCAAAGCCUUCCUUUCUCAUCUGGCCAGACCAGUAUUGUAUCAGAGCAAAUAGAACAACCUUCAUUUCAUAGUAGCAAGCUACAACAGAAACAUCUAACACAAAACAGGCAACCUCUACACCAUCAGACAAUAUUGCAGCCUGCAACAACACAACAAUGCACAACAAAUUGUUUCUCUUCUGUGCAGUACAUUCAAGCAUUGCAAGCCUUCCGCCAUCGCAUUGAUUCGCUGUCCAUGCUUCAAACAUGUAGUAUUUGUAAGGAAAGAUAUAUUGGAAUGCUGCUAUGCAGGAACCAACAACCCAUUAUUUGUUCAAGAUGCUUUUCUGAAAAUGGUGUUCAUCGUUUCUCCUUGGCAAAUAACUUAGACCCAGGUGAGCAACCUGUUGUCUUAAAAAAACUUACCCAAGUAGAAGAGAUGCUUAUAGCUAGGGUUGCUCCUCUUUUGCAAGUCAGACAUGGAAAAGGUGGCCAAUACAAAUAUUCUGGUCACACAAUAAGUUUCCCCCAAGAUAUUUCAGAAAUUGCAAAGCUUUUGCCACGAAGACUAAAAGACCUUGAAGUUCUUAUUGUCCAUCGAAGUAAUAUACAAGGCACAAAAUAUGAUUGUUAUGUGAAUAAAUUCCAUGUUAUGGAUGCAUUGAGCUAUAAAAUACAACAUGACCAGUACUAUAAUGAUGUUGUCAUAGACUUUGAUGCUGUCAACCUGCUUCCUAAUACUACAACAGAUAUAUCAAAUAUGCUACGCUCUUUAGAAGAGCAUACUAAUGUAACAGGUAUUCCACCAACAGAAGACCUCCUGGACAAUUACAAUGAAUAUGAUGCAAAUAUGUCAUCAUCUUUUGUUCCAAAACUGCCUCCUCCACCCUGCGAACUAGAUACAGUUAAGAGAACCUUGCAGUUAGAUGUUGAUACUAAUAAUAAUAUCCCUUGGCCUGAAAUAAACUUGUCUCCGAUAAAUGAAUAUAAUACAAUAGGCUUGUUAGGCAUGGCAUUCCCAACCCUUUUCCCAUCUGGAGUUGCACUUCCACUACAGCCACGUAUCAAGCAUGUUUAUUUACAUGAAUAUGCUCUCCACUUACUUAGAUAUGCUGAUCAAAGAUUUGGGCAGCAUGUUAGAUUCCGGUAUUAUAUUUACAAUCUAAUUAUGAGACAUCGUUCGCAACAAUCUGCAGCUAUCUUCAUUAAAACUAAUUUGGGAGAGUCUGUCCCAACCACUAUCGAAGCACUCCAUGGACGAUUGCAAAACACUCCUGAUGAUCAGCUGCCUAACCAAUUGUUGCGCUUUGGCGCAACUCUUCGAGGCACCCGUGCAUAUUGGCGUAAAUCUAGAAAAGAGCUCGCUGCAAUGAUCUCCCAAUUGGGGCCCCCAACACUGUUCUUUACAUUAAGUUCAGCUGAUACCAAAUGGCCUGAUUUGCAUAGGCUCUUCUCUGAAAAUGAUGGCCAAACCACACAGUUUACAAGAAAACAACUUACAGACCAUGUGAUCUGCAAUCCACAUAUAACAGCAUUAUACCUUCACAACAGAUUUGCAAUAUUUCGUGAAGAAAUUAUUCAAAAGUUGUUCCAAGCAAAGGAUCAUUGGUAUAGGUAUGAAUGGCAACAUCGAGGCUCAGCCCAUAUUCAUGGCUUCUUAUGGCUCCCUGGAGCACCAAAUAUGGAGACCAUUAAUUGGACAGAUGAUAAUGAGGUGCAAAUGGCAAAAACUUUCUUCGACCAAUAUGUUUCUGCUUGGAACCCUCGCAUUGCAGCAGACCGCAUGAAUGCAAUGCCGUACACUGCAAUGGAUGACCCUUGCCUAGCUGAUACAAAAAAAAUCUUCACCAUGGAUGCUGCAUUGGAUUAUGAAGCAUUGCUUAAUACUUUACAGAGACACACAAAAUGUACAGAACAAACAUGCCUCAAGAAAAAAGGUCCCACAUUUGAAUGUCGUUACAAAGCUCCAUGGGUUCAACAAGAGAUGUCUACAUUGACAGUUGACAAUGACAACAACCCAUGCUAUAAACCUGCAAGGAAUGAUGAUCGUUUAAAUAUUCAUAAUCCUUGGAUGCUUUCACUAUGGAGGGCUAAUAUCGAUUGUCAACCAGUCACUUCAAAAAAAGCUGUCCUCCAGUACAUUUCAAAGUAUGCUUCAAAAUCAGAAAACAAAUCGCAAUCCUAUAUUGAAAUGCUGAAAACAAUACUAAAUACAAGUAAAUCUGAAGAUAGCAUUUUAUUAACAUAUCAGAAAUUUAUGAUGGGCAUAGUAGUAGACCGUGAUAUCAGUGCACAAGAAACUUGCCAUAUGUUACAGAAAUUGCCUCUUCUAAGUUGUAGCCGACAAUUUGUCUCUCUAAAUGUUGGCAGAAAAAUACUGCACCGUGUCAUAAAAUCAGAUAAUGGAGCUGACCUUUCCACAACUUAUAUCCAUGCUUAUAUGCAGCGCCCUUUUGAAUUAAAUGCAACAAAUUUGCUACAAUCAGCACAAGGGUUUUCCUAUAAUUCUCAACGCAAAAAAACAAAAUGGCACAUCAGGGAUAAAAAAGCAAUUGUGACUGUAUAUCCUCAGUUUACAGAGCCUCCAAAUGAAGAUACCAAUCAGUUUGAGAUUUUUUGUUUGUCUGAAUUGCUGCUAUACAAACCAUUCCGUGACAUCCCAACUGAAAUAGGAGCUUCAAAGGAACAAAUUAUAAAAAAUUGGAAAAACUUUAAAAAGACAAAUUACAACCGUUUGGGAAAUCAACAAAUUAUAGAUGAUUGCACCCUUCCAAACGAAGAUGACAGUGACAAUAAUGGUUCCCAACAUCAAGAUGAUACAAAUCUGUACGAGUGGGAGCAGCUCUCACAAAUGGGAGCUUCAAAUAACUUUGUCCAGAAUGAUCUGCAAAUGCUAGGCCGUCGUGAUUACGAUAUUAGCCACUUUUGGGGAGCAACUGUUGUGGUUGAUCAACUAGACUCCACUGCCCUUCAGUUCAUACCUACAAGCAAGCUAAAAUCCCAACACACUAGCAUGCAAAUCUCCAGCCAAGACACAAAAAAAAACCAGCUAUCGCCUCAGCAAAAAGUUGCGCUCAACAUCAUUCUACAACAUCAUAAUAAUCAAUCUGCAACAACACCUUUACGAAUGAUUGUUCAAGGCACUGCUGGCACUGGUAAAUCAUUUUUAAUAGAUUGUAUUAGAAGAGAAUUAAACAUAUCUCCACCUAUGGCGGAAAACCCAUUACUUGUUUUAGCACCAACAGGAGUUGCUGCUUUUAAUAUACAAGCGACAACAAUCCAUGCAGGGUUGCGCAUACCUAUAAGAGAAAUGCAUCCUUUGACAGGGCAAUCAUUAAUGACAUUGCAAGAGCAAUUGAAACAUAUCAAAUAUAUUCUGAUAGACGAAAUGAGCUUUUUGGGCCCGAAACUACUACUUAAGAUAGAUAACCGUUUACGCCAAGCAUUCCCUAACAAACAACAUGACAUCUUUGGUGGCAUGUCCAUGAUUCUUGUUGGUGAUCUUGCUCAGCUUCCCCCUGUUAUGGAUAAACCUAUAUAUGCUUCACACUCUACAGCCCUCAGUUUAUGGCAUUCUUUUACUAUUGUCAUAACAUUGGACACUAUUUUCCGCCAGCAAGGUGCAUCUAUAAGACAACAACAAUUCAGAGCACUUCUUCACAACUUAAGAAACGCUCAAGCACUCCAACAUGAUUGGCAGUUUCUAAUGUGCCAGACAAAUGCAACAUUAACUAUUCAACAAAAGAAAGAUUUCAACUCUUCAAUCCACUUGUUUGCAACAAAUGAAUCUGCACGCUUGCAUAACAGGAAAAUGCUGAAAGAAUUAAAUUUGCCUGUCGCUCUAAGUUUAGCUAAAAUUGCUAAGCAAACAAAUACUGAAUAUGACACCAAUGAACAGCUACCAUUGGAAGUAUUACUUUCUAUUGAUCAGCAAGUGAUGUUAAUAGCUAACUUGUGGAUCAAAGUUGGCCUUGUUAAUGGUGCUAUUGGUCUCAUAAAACAAAUUGUAUAUGAAAACAAUACAAAACCACCAGACUUACCAAAAUAUGUGGUUGUCCAAUUCAAUGAUUAUAAUGGUCCUCCAUGGGAUAUAGCACAUCCAAAAGAUAUACCCAUUUUGCCAAUAACGCGAGGUAGGCGUACGCAAGUGCCUUUAACAAUGUCUUGGGCCAUCACUAUUCACAAAUCCCAAGGUCUUACAUUAGAUACAGCUACCAUUGACAUAGGUAAUACUGAAAAGCAAGGCCUCACAUUCACAGCUAUUUCCAGAGUCAAGACAAUUGAUGGAAUACGGAUCGAACCACCAUUCUCUUUUGAAAGGUUUUCCAAACUGCAAAAUAAUCCUUACACAACCAUUAGAAAGAAAGAAGAAACUCGUUUGCAGCUACUCUCUGCGCAAACAGAUAUCUAUUCACCUUAA
Messenger RNA from Cryptomeria japonica (Japanese cedar), 4593 nucleotides. RefSeq lists its product as uncharacterized. Gene Ontology annotation, biological process: telomere maintenance; DNA repair. NCBI's taxonomy places the organism in Eukaryota, Viridiplantae, Streptophyta, Pinopsida, Cupressales, Cupressaceae. The record is from RefSeq and is a predicted model, not a curated record. Gene Ontology annotation, molecular function: DNA helicase activity. The transcript has a single exon. Bases 1 to 4593 code for a protein of 1530 amino acids.